Didymodactylos carnosus is the source of this 291-nucleotide messenger RNA. Lineage: Eukaryota; Metazoa; Rotifera; Eurotatoria; Philodinida; Philodinidae. The record is from the annotation of a GenBank genome assembly.
AUGUUACAUUUCACAGUGACUGAAAAAGGUAAUCCAGUAUUAAACUACAAGUGUUAUCAAAAUACGAAAAAACGAGAAAAUAAAAAAAGUAAUCAGUGGAGAUGUCGUGAUCGUAAUCGUUCAAGUACAAUAUCAUUAUGCUCACAGGAUUUAUCAAUAAUCAAAAAUGAAGCAACUCAUACAUGUGCACAAGACACUAAUAAAUUUAUUAGUAUUUGUUGGUAUUCUGGCUAUGUUCAAUUAGCUAUUAAAUGUGGUAGAGCUGUGAAAACAAAUCCGACUGAAAAAUAA